AUGUCGGAGCGGCGGGCGCGGGGGCCGCUGCAGCGAGUGCAGCGCCGGAGCCGGGAGCUGCGGGCACAGGUGGAGGCGCUGCGGGCGGAGAGCGAGGCCGCAGCCCCCGGGCAGCGGGAGCGCCUUCGGCUGAGAUGUACAGAGCUGAAGGAAUUGGUGGAGGAGAAUACAAAGGCUCUCCAUGCUUUGAAAAAAGCUGAUGAGCCUGCGCCGGUGGGGAAUUACAGCCAGAGGAAGGAAGAGGAAGAAAAGCUGUUGCUGAGACUCUCCCAGCAGCUGCAGAAACUCCUUCUUGUCUUGGAUCAGGAUAAUGUGACAAGAAAUUAUCCAGGGGGUGAGGAACACCAGAAAGGCCCUCAUGCAGAAGAGGGAAAUGAAGAAGAGGAGGAGAGUGAAGAUGAAGAAAGUGAGGAGGAAGACACUGAAGAAGAAGAAGAAGAUGAGGAGAAGUUGUUGGAUGAUCCAAAUGUUAGAGAAUGUGUUGCUGUUGGGAACUUUGAUGCCCAGCAGGAAGGGGAUCUCACAUUUGUGAAAGGUGAAAUCCUGCUCAUACAUGACAAGAAGGAGGAUGGAUGGUGGGUAGCUGAAAAUUCCAAGGGGGAGAGAGGCCUCGUUCCCAGGACCUACCUUGCGGUUCCUAAGGAAGAGGAAGAAAGCCAGGAGGAGUCAGAAGAACACAUAGAAGUGGUGGAUGAAACAGCAGAUGGAGCUGAAAUUAAAAAAAGAACAGAUUCCCACUGGAGUGCUGUCCGAGCCAUUGUAGAGAAUGACACAGUGGAGGUGCUGACCACCACAGGGGCAGUUCCUGCAGGGUUUCGCCCAUCCAUGCUGUUCCAGCUCCUGGAGGAAGGUGAAGAAUUUCGAGCAAGUUACUACUUGCAACCCAAGCUUACUCCAUCCCAGCUGGCUUUCAAAGACUUGGUGUGGAACUCUGAGAGAAAUACUAUCCAUCCUAGAGCCACCAGAGUGUCCCUGAUUGUCACUUUAUGCAGCUGCAAGAUGAUCCCUCCCCCUGGGAGCGGCGUGCGCGUCCUCAGCCGGCACAUCCGGCUCUGCCUCUUCGAUGGCAGCCGGGUGCUGAGUAACAUUCACACAGUGAGAGCCACGUGGCUGCCUAAAAGUCCUCAAACUUGGACCUUUUCUCCAAGGGUGAUGGGCAUCUUACCCAGCUUGCUUGAUGGUGACUGUUUUGUCAGGUCCAGCUCCCUGUCUGCGGACAUUGGGAUCUUGUUUGAGCUUGGCAUCACGUACAAGUGCAAUUCAACAGGUGAAAGAGGAGAGCUAAGCUGUGGCUGGGCCUUUCUGAAGCUUUUCACUUCCAGUGGGAUUCCUAUUCCUUCCAAGAUGCAUGAGCUGGUCCUGAGUGGUGGAACUCCCUAUGAGAGAGGCGUUGAGGUUGACCCAUCAAUAUCGAGGAGAGCAGGCUCUGGGGUUUUUCAGCAGUUUAUGAGCCUCAGGAAGCAGCCUGUGCUUCUGGUGAAGGUGAAGUCACCGAGUGUGCACUCAAAAGACAUCCUGAAUUUUCUCCCUGAAACAUUAGUUGGGGGCAUGUGCUACAUCCAUCUCCUGGUGUUUUAUCGGCAAAUCCUUGGAGAUGCCCUCCUGAAGGACAGGAUGAGCAUGCAGAGCACAGACUUAAUCUGUAAUCCUGUGCUAGCUACUUUCCCUCAACUCCUGGAUCAGCCUGACCUGAUGGAUGCACUUCGGAGUGCCUGGGCAGAGAAAGAAAGAACAUUGAAGAGAAUUGAGAAGAGAGAUCAAGAAUUCCUGAAGGCUGCAUUUGUCCUGGUGUACCACGACUCUGUGUUCCCUCUGCUCUGCUCCACGUCCCUCCCCAGCUACAGAUGGGCUGAGGAGGAGGUGGAAUUGUCUCGCUGGAAGGUGAUCCAUGACUUCCUGAAGAGGAGCCAGGAGAAAGAUGGUGCCCUGGAGUACCUGCUGUCAUCGGAAAACACCCACAGAGCCUUUGACAUCUCAGAGCUGGCCUAUGAUUUCUUAGGAGAAGUGAGGGAAAACAAUCCUGGAGAAUGAAAAAUUCAGGCUCUCUAAGGACAUGGUAAAAAUAAAAUUAAAUUCUUA
This is a messenger RNA of Melospiza georgiana, 2079 nucleotides long. RefSeq names its product nephrocystin 1 (gene NPHP1). Gene Ontology annotation, biological process: protein localization involved in establishment of planar polarity. NCBI's taxonomy places the organism in Eukaryota, Metazoa, Chordata, Aves, Passeriformes, Passerellidae. The record is from RefSeq and is a predicted model, not a curated record. Gene Ontology annotation, molecular function: protein binding. Gene Ontology annotation, cellular component: cytoplasm; cilium. The coding region runs from base 1 to 2031 and encodes 676 amino acids. The transcript is spliced from 20 exons.